This is a messenger RNA of Ostertagia ostertagi, 195 nucleotides long. The record is from the annotation of a GenBank genome assembly. Lineage: Eukaryota; Metazoa; Nematoda; Chromadorea; Rhabditida; Trichostrongylidae.
AUGAAUAUUGGGAACGAGUAUGCAGUAUUUGAGACUGGAACUCGAAAUACUGGUACUUCUUUAGCUGGAAAAGACGCUGCUAAUCCAACUGCUUUUAUUAGAGCGCUGCUGACAUGCCCGACAAGUGACGUCGUGAAGUCUGUAUUGGAAUUCAUCGCAGAGGAAAUGGAAGAGCACAAAUGGCGAGCCAGAUAA